Messenger RNA from Haliotis rubra (blacklip abalone), 6987 nucleotides. Its product is annotated as serine-rich adhesin for platelets-like. Bases 22 to 3039 code for a protein of 1005 amino acids. The transcript is spliced from 6 exons. The record is from RefSeq and is a predicted model, not a curated record. NCBI's taxonomy places the organism in Eukaryota, Metazoa, Mollusca, Gastropoda, Lepetellida, Haliotidae.
CGUGAUAAACAAAAUUUCAACAUGCCAUCAGUGCAGAGACAAUUUAACAUGCAAAAGCGACCAGCAAUGAAUCGGUCACACUUAAGGGAAGCUCCAGGUACAGUUCAUGGCAAUCCACCACCAGCAGGAAUGGAGUCAGAAAAUCAUGGACAGAGCGGAGCCCAUGGAAACAUCUCUGUUCCAAACAUAUUCCCCAUCGAGCAGACAUUGACUCCACCUAGUGCCAACACAUCUAGCCAUCCAGGUGAUUUUGCAAAUUAUGCUCAACCACAGGGGUCAGUGGACGUGUGUCCUAGAAUCGACCCUGUCCUCCCUGAAUCAAGAAGAGAGAGAUUUGAGACUCCAUCUCAUGGCAAUACAAUACACCAUCCUCAUAAACUUUCCAGCAAUAUACAUCAGGAAUCCUUACAGACUGAUGAACAGGAUGUGUCUCUCGACUUAAGCCAAAUUCAUGUAUCUGAAGUCAAUCGUGGAGGCCAGGUAGGUCAUGGAUCAGGUAAUAGCAGCUCUGAGGCAAAUGUCCAGCCAUCCAGAAGCCCUUUUGGUGCCCGAACUGGAGGAUCAACUGGUCCUGACAGAGGUAAUACUGAUAAUUGUAUAAGUGAUGAUGCCCUAUACGGUGAUGGCAGAUCAUCAGAUUCCCAAAAUGUCCCCAAACAAGACCAUUCACUAUCUGACAAACCUUCCACAGUCAUUAAGCUUAGUAAAUCUUUUUCUGGAAAGUUAUCAGAACAGCCUACUUCAGCCUCAACUUCAAGUUCAACAAUACUGAGAAAUAACCUCCCUCAGUAUCAGAGUCCUUUGAAUACGACUGAUAACAACCCUUCGGAGACAUUUCAGCCUCUGCCUGAAAAUGAUCUGAUAAUAGAACCAGAUCUAGAUGAAGAUGGUAUUCAGACAAAUGCUACAAAAAGUAAAGACAAGCUCUCUGAAUCAUCCAGUUCUCAGGGGGAAUCAUCCAGACUCACAAAGUAUGAAGAUGAGGAAUGUACUGUCUUAAAAUCACUUGAUUCAAGCCAAGGCACAAACAGUUCCACUGACACAACAGCAAUCAAAUACUCAGACAAGAAGGAAAAUGGAUCAGUUACAAGUGACAGAUUGGCUGAUGUGUCUGAUCAGGGAUCUUGUCAUAACGCUGGAGAAGGCAAUGAUAACAAAUCUGGUGUAGGGUCGUUUGCUAUCACAGAGCCAUCACCACUCACUGCUGAUCAAAACCCUGGUAUGAGCCCUGCAACAGAUGCUGCUACUGUAGGACCUUGUGAUGACAUCACUUCUGGAGAAAGACUCAGCAAUGGAGCUGACAAAGUUCCUUCUUGUCAAGGACCUAAUGGAAUGGAUGUAUUUGAUCAUGGAUCUUCUAAUGAUAGACCAAAAAAUCACAGGGGUACUGUUGCUUCUGGCCAAGGACCUAGAAAGAAUAUUGGAACACUUGCUUCUGGUCCAGGAGCUGAAAAGAAUCUUGCAACAGUUGCUUCUGGCCAAGCUGAAAAGAAUCUUGCAACAGUUGCUUCUGGCCAAGGAGAUGGAAGUCACCUUCGAACAGUUGCUUCUGAUCAAGGACAGAGAGAUACCCGUGGAAAAGAUGAUAAUGGACCAAGUGAUGGAUCUCGCAGUCUUACUUCUGGUCAGGAACCAAGCGAUGACAUUGACACAGUUGGUCCUCAUCAGGGACCAAGUAAUGGAUCACCUAGCCCUCCUAUUGCCCCUAGGACACCAGGAGAUGGCCAAUCUCUGACAGAUCAAAAAGUAACAAAAAGUCUGGCAACUCAAACAUCCAACUCAGAUGAAAGCAAUACAGUGUCAGUGAAGACACACAUGACCUCUGGAUCUGCAAAGCAUGGUGUACUGGACAAUGUAACUAAACCACUGGAGACUGAUUCUGCUUUGUCUGACAAACUUAAGACCCCACUAGCUAAACAGAACAAUGAAGAGGUGAACAAGGUUCUAACACAUGAGCUAAAAACCGAUGGACCAGCUUACAUAUCUGCCACAAAGUGUGCAGCACCAAAUGUGCUCAAAACUUCAACAGAAGUGCCUCCCACAUCCCCGGUGCCGGCAAUCCACUACCACUACCAUGCUGGGAAUCAGGGUCCAGGAAUGUUUGAUCCAAAUGUCUUCACACCUCUGGGGCAAUACCCACAGUUCACUCCGCUUCAUGUCAAUGGUCCACCACCUUACCCUGGCCACCCAGCUGCACCUCCAGCACAGAACCCUCAGCAACGUGGACCUGUGAACAUGAGUCAGCAAGCUCCCAUCAACAUUGUCAACUGCGCCAACGUGCAGAUUGGAACAGAUGGCAAGAUGAUAAUCGGAGACCAACGUGAAAGGAUGACAGAGAGAGACAAUGAGGAUCCUUAUGACAGUCUGACAAGUGCUGCCCCAAACCGAGAAGAUUCACCCCCUCCAUAUUCCCAACAUAACCCAAGUUUCCCCACUUCCACCUUUAGGAAGACCCCUUUGACUCAUGUUUCCAUGAUCCCCAGUCAGACAGAAUCAAGGGGAGGUAACCCAGCAUGUGGUGGGCAGGAAGCAGUUAUCACUGAUGUCUCACAGCCUGGGUCAGAGAGCCUUGAAAAUGCUAGUGGUUUGACUCGGGAUGGGCCACGUUCCUGUUUUCCCUCUGAAAGGAUGACAAGUGAAGGGAGACAAGUGCAGACCGGUUUUACCGAUCUUCAGCCACAUUUAGGGAGUGCAUCAGGUUUGAGUGACAUCACCAGCUUCACCGUGACAGAGCUUGGUUCUGCAAGUGAUUUUCUGGAGAUGGUACAAUCAGAACUAUCUGAAGACAGGGACAGUUCUCUCUCAGGAAAAGGGGAGACAAGUCUACCUUCAGCCUGCAGCAAGCAAAACACAGAUGACUCACAAUUGACAACUGAGGACAGUUGUACCCCAUCCACCCUCAACAGGAGUAACGACACGUUUUUCUGUGCCAACACGAGAAGGAACCAGGUCUACCUCAACAUGGCAAAAACAUUGUUACAGCAGUAUGAUUUUCAGAGUGAAGGCAAAAGCAGUUCUGUUGAUUCAGAACUAGACUAGAUUAAAAUGGCUGUGAUGAUGAUUAAAUGGCUCAUCAAUGGUAUGACAAUUUGAUAAAAGUUUGUGGUCCCGUUUAAGGAUGAUCGUAGCACCAAGAAUAUCACGUUGACUUGUGACAUUUGUACCCAAAAUGGCUUUGUGAAAUGUAGCGGACAUAACUUUCCGAGUCCUAUGCUGGGAUUUGAAUCACGAACCUUCUGAUCUGAAAUCAGACGCCUUGUUCACAUGACCAAAGAGGUUAAACCCAUCAGCAAGCUGACUCCACACCCUGCUGCAUACGCCCCUGUCAACAGAAGGCACAUCCAUGCAGCAUAGCAGGGUACUGAGACAUAUUUUGAUCAAAUUUGAACAUGCUCAAACCAACAUUGGGUGUCAAAGUAGCAGCCAUGCAAUUUCCAGUCCUUUGCUAGGUUUCAAACCAAGGACCUUCUGUCCCAAAUUCGGACACCUUGUCCACAUGACCAAAGAGGUUAACUGGAUCAGAAAGCUGACAAGGUAAGGAUGUCAUCUGUGGGAUGACUCCGCGCCCGGCUACAGGAACAAGACUCUACUGUUCUGAAGUACCAUGGGGCGUUCCUAGCUCAAUGAUUGGUUGAGCUGUGAGCUUUGUUAUCGCCCAGCUGAACAUAUACCUGCUCCUCCUGUUCACAGUGGUCUUUGUUGAUGCAAUCAUUGUCUUCACUUCUUAUUUGGACUGGCUAAAAAGAUUGAUAAUCGGAAAUAUCGUUGAUGGGUAAAUGUUUUAAUGAAUUUCGAUAUGAAAAUUGUGGUAUUGAUAAUAUCAUACAUAAACUUUUGCGAUGAAAUAUGGUUUGAGUUUAUUCACACAAUACACAAAGUUAGGUUUUGAUUCAUGGGCUACUGCUGAAUUAUGUUCAGGGCACUGUCUUGUUAGUUAUCCAUGCAUAAAUAUGUCACUAGUCACUGAUGUCAUUAAUUUGUUAAUUCUUUCAGACUUUUUUGCCAGUUUUGCUCAGUUACUUUUCCAAUAUCUAUCAAUAAUCGAUCGAUAUGUAUUUAAAGAUUAUUAAUCCUUAUGAUCUGUAUCGAUAGCCAGCACAACUUCUAAGUGUUGGUCUUUUGGUGCCUUUAUUGUAUUAAUAUAAGUAAUCAUGUUUGUUUGUUGUUGAACGUCGUGCCACAUGCCAAAUGCUGUUACCCUCAAGGGUAAUGUUAAAAAGAUUGCUUGAAAUGUGUCAUUAAACUUUGUUUUCAUUAAUAGUACCAAAAAGUAUUACAUUUUGUUUGUUGACAUAUUUUACACUAAAAAUAGAAAUUCAACUUAAAUAUGCGGUUAAUAUGUGCUAUAUCAGUGUGCGAAAUAGCCACGUUGCUAGUAAAAAUCUUGUUGACUGUGGAAAUUUACUGGCCUGACUGGAUAGUGAAUUUUCAUGGGGUCAUUUUGAAAAUAUAUCACUCUCUCCGACUUGUUAAGUUACAAUACACUUCUAAAUCAUGCAAGAUUAGGGCCUGAUAAAUAUGUCCAUCGUAUUGGCAGCUUAAUGAUGAAACCCGUGUCUACAUUCAAAUAUUUCGGGCCAUUGAAUUAUUUUGUGAGCUAGUAACUUUCAGGCAUAGCUUGCCCGACUUGCUAGCAAAAUUUGGAAAGUAUUUUGCACACUGGCUAUAUAUUUGAUAAGAAUAGGAAUAUAACUGUCAGUUUUUCAAGACAGAAAGUGAGUGGACUUCAAACCCAGGUACAAAUUUGCGUGUACUGGUAUAUAUUCUACUAUUUACUUUGCUGAUAUUGUUGUACAUUGCCUUUAAGAAAAUCUUUGAUAACAAACAUGACCUUUUUUUUAAUGCAUCAGUUACACUUGAUGAAAAUACUCGGUGUUUUAAUUUAAAUAUGCAUAAUUGUCUACAUAAUGUACCAAAAGGAUUGUAAUGUAAUACUAUCAUGAAUUAGAAUGUUCUUAAUUUUGACAGAUCAAUCUGAUCAAAUCAUAAAUAACUAAGACUGAAACAUCUGAUUGAACAUAAUACAUACAGACAGAGUUAAUAUCAAUGCAAAAGUACUUUGUUUCUCAAUCAUUGUUGAAUAUAAUUGAAAUAUUUCAAUAGAGUUGUUUUUGAAAGAAGAUCCUUGUUUUUAGUGAUGCUGAAUUUUUAUCUUUGUCAUGUUUUGAGACUUGUGAAUAUUGUUCUGUAUAUUGGUUAUGAAGUUUUUAUAUGUUGGUUUUAAGGACCAUACUCCAAUUUGGUAUAUGUACAUAUCCACAUCAGUGAGCUAGCUUGCAAUGAAUAGGAAUGUUUCAAUUGUUUUCUACCCAACUGAAUGAGUAUGAUUUUAUGCCCUUUUUAGUGAUAUCAUGGUGGGGGACACCAGAAAUGGGUUUCACUCAUUGUACCCAUGUGUGGAAUUGAACCGGGCCUUCGGCGUGACAAGCGAAUGCCUUAACCGCUAGGCUGCCCCACCGCCCCUGUUUUGCAGCCUGAAAGGCAGCAUACUUUUAUACUUGCUCCCAUGAUGCAACAUCGAGAAAGUGCUUAAAAGUGUAUGCGCAUAUAGGUCGCACACUCUAAACUCUGGGUAGACUAAACACAUACCAAAAUUUAUUCUUUUUUUAUGUAGAUCUUCAGUGAUGAUUUAUGGAUUCUUGAAACUGUUCAUAUUACAGAUUUCUGUGCUGAUGAUAGCAGUUUUAUCAAGCAAGUGGUUCCUUUUCUGGGUUGGGGUUGAGUUUUUUAUCCAAACAAAUAUUUAUACUUACUGAAUUUCUUACAUGUGACUAGUCAUUUUCAGCUGGUCAAAAUCAUGAUGUGGAUAUAGGUUAGAUAUACACAAAUGUUAGUCUUUGAGACGUUUUCAUACAUUUGUGUUGAUCAUGAAAGUGAGUCACAUUGAUACUCAUAGUGUCAGUCACUGGAUUGUCUGGUCCAGAUUGAUUACAGACCACUUCCUUAAAGCUGUAAUAUUGCUAAAUAAACAAUAAACACUACGUCUUUGAAAUGCAUGGUACAUGUUAUACUGUGAGCUGGGUCGAUAUCCGCUUAAUAUUUCUAUAAAAAUCUGAAUGCUGUCUCAUUGGUGUAAAAUGUUGCGGUUCCCAGACAAACUGUCAUACAAAGUAUACUCUCUCAUGUGUACCCUGAAGUCUGGCUCUCCUAAUUAUAAAUUUAGCCUACUUAAAACAAUAGAAAAUAUCCUAUGGGAUACUGGCUUAUAUCAUGUCUUGAUGUCAGUUUCUCCAAAUGUUUUAAAGGUACUGUUAAAAGGGUUCUAAUUGAUCAGUUUUAUCAAUCUGGAAUGCAACAGUGAAAUUUAUCGUGUACAUACUUGUAUCGUUUUUACUGCUGCCUUAUACAAAUUCAUACUGUUCAAAUUGUAAAUUAUCUGUAUGUUUUCUAUGUCACAACAUGUGAUUUAUGAGACUAAAGUUCUUCGUUUUCUUCGGAGAGGCUUUUAACAGUUGGAGCAGUAAGAAAGAAUGUUCUAACACUGUUAUCAAGCAAUGCUUGCUGUUAGAACCUACACCAAAACAUCGUUGUCACUGUAAUAAAGCAGUUGUUCGUACAUAUAUUGUUGUCCCUCCCUAAAAAAACACUGCUGAUUACAAAAAUAUGUGUCUUUUACCUGAUUCCUGUAAGGUUCAUGUUGUUGCUCAGUCCUGUUGGGUUCAUGGUGGAAUAUGUACUUAACACCCUAUAAUAGCAAAACCGAAAUUAAGGACUGGUGGGUUAAACCAUUUUUAUUGUUUGUGAUCAUUCCUUCAUGGAAUCAUUGCUAUGCUGUCAGCAGUUACUACUACUAGUAUAUGGCUGCAUAAUGAAAAUAUUGCUAGUAGACUGUUUGUCCAUUUGUGUAUCCUUGCAAUUUGGAGAAUCUGAAGUAAUUGUUGCUGGAACAACCAAUGACUUUCUUGGAAAUUAUUGAUCAAGUAAUGGUAACUUCAAAAUCAAUCAUGUAUAUAUUAUAUCUGCAUAAUAAAAAAAAGUAUUUAUUCA